Diabrotica balteata is the source of this 7795-nucleotide messenger RNA. Lineage: Eukaryota; Metazoa; Arthropoda; Insecta; Coleoptera; Chrysomelidae. The record is from the annotation of a GenBank genome assembly.
UGUGGGUUAGGUUAACUUUUUGUUUAGGCCCCAGUUUUUUCAUUCCAUUUUUAUUAAAUUUUGUAAUUUGCUUUUGAAAUUGUUUCAUUUAUGAACGAGGCUCCCAAAUAGCAAGUGACACAAUUUAAAAAAAUGGCAGUUUUACCACCUGACCCAGUAUUCUGCUUCAAGGAAGAUAUGGGGCAAAUCCACAGUUUGAAUUUUUGCGUUCGGGGGGAAAAUUUUGUAUCACAUGUCUUAGCUGGAACCGAAAAAGGCGGCGUUUAUUUCUGGGACUUAGAGACCAAUCGUUUACACCAUAAACAGGCUAUGGGAAAAUCCAUCCAAGCAAUACACACAUUUGACUACAAAGUUUUGACUCAAGAGAAAGAAGGCUCUGUAAAGCUAUGGUCUGUAAGAAAAAGUUCCUAUGAAGUCGAGAAAGAGACAACAUGUGGUAUAGGUUUUUGUAAAAGUAUUUUAAUAAACGAAGCACUGAUUGUACCUCAGGAAAAUAGCUGUGUAGAUGUUUUACAAGUAACUGAUUUGACCAAAAUAAAACAGCUCAAUCCAGGGAGAGAGAAUCUAGGACAAGUUAUGGCUUUGCAAGAAGUCACCAUUGGAAAUAGUUGUUGUGUUAUGGCUGCCUAUGAAACAGGUGAUGUUGUAUUAUGGGAUCUGAACACAUUCCAGCCUUGUGGGCACAUCAAACUUCAAGAACAUCUUACCUCACUAACUUUUGAUCCUUAUACCAAGCGUGCCGUGUGUGGAGCGGCGUCUAACAUGCUGCAAGUGUUCACCAUAGACUCUUCCUACCAAAUGGCAUUGAAAGCAGAAGUUUCCAUCACAAAUGAGGGAUGUAAUAUCGUUAAAUUACGACCCGACGGCAAAGUUUUAGUAUCCGGCGGAUGGGACGGGCGUCUAAGAGUUUUUUCUUGGAGGACGUUGAGGAUAUUGGCAGUCUUGGCGGAGCACAAAACCACUAUAACGGAUAUACAAUAUUCUCCUCAUCCCGUAAACUACUGGAAGUCCAAUAUCAUGGCUGCAUGCGGUGGCGAUGGAGUUAUAAGUCUGUGGAAUCUGUACAAUUGAAAGCUGUGUUAAACGUCUAAAAUAUAUUGAAAAUGUUCAGUUGGACUACUUUUCGUGCCAAAUUGUGAAAAUUUGUAAGUUUCCUAUGUGUUGCAGUUCACUUACUAUAAAAAUUUGUCGUGUAAUCAGAGAUGUUCACUAAAUCAGUACAAAUUCGAAACAAUCUUGAAAUGAAAGUCUCUAAUUUGUGGCACAAGACUGGAAUAUUUGUUUAGAAUCUUAUAUAUAGUUGUUCAAAGUUUCAGUCGUUAGGUACCUUUUAGGUUAGGUUAGGUUUUUUCUUGCUGUGAGCAUGAAAGGAGAGGAGUUACAAUAAUAUAUCAAACCGUGCAGCUUGAAUAUGCAGACAAGAAGAGUUAUAAGGAAGAAAAAGAAGGGUAUCAAUGUUAUGUACAAAUCGUACAAUCUUAAUUUGUGACCGUGAACGCAAAUAUCCGUCCCUUUGGUUUCCAGCAUGAAAGGCAGCACUAACGUAUCGAAAACUAAAAGAUCGAUUCCAGACAAAUUUUGUAAAAAUCCUUUUUGUAUAGACCUCCUCUAUUUCAGAAUCUUAGGUAUCUAAUCGACUAUAUUUACUAGAAUAUUCAUGUUAAUAGUGGUAUUAUAGUCAGUUAGUCCUCCAGUGAUUGAAUAUAGGUUUGAAAACUGUGAACAUACAGAAAUUUACAUUGUUUAGUUUCAUAUAUACUACAUUCCAUCCUUAACUUCUAUCACGGCAGGUUUUAACUCUGUAUCUUUACAUUUCCAAUCUUAUUUCCUGCUUUCCUGGCAUUCUACUCCUAAGGAAAUCGCUCGUGGAAUUUGUAUAGAAUUGUAUUCCUGACGAAAUCGUUUAUGGAAGGUCCAAAUGUAUCUCUAAUGUUUUUAAAAGAUUUGUAAUACUUAACUUCAUUAUUUUUUAUGACGAAGUCUUUGUUGUUUUUAUAUUAAGUUUCUAAUUUCUUUAACGGGGGCGGCAAACUUUUGGGUAAAUCAGGAGAUUCUUCUUCUUUAUCGUCUGUACCGGAAUCGCUGGAUUCGCUAGACUUAAUCUGACUACGAAAGAAAUCUGAUCUUACUGAGUUAUACUCUUUACCUAGCGUCUGUAUUUUUUCUAUGUCAGCGUUUUCUAAUGCAGUUUCAAAUACCGCACUAAAUUCAUCAGGUCCAUCAGUAAAAGUCUUUAGGCUAGCCGUCCUUUCUUCAUCGCUCAUCGAUCGUUGAAGGACAGCUUUUUGUGCAGACGUCUUGGUGGCGAGUGAUUUUCCUACGUUUAGGCGCCCAGCUGGGCGCCUAAACGUAGGAAAAUCACGGUUUCAUCGUACUUGUUUCCGUUGUGCACGUUGUGAUAGUCAAUUAACCCUAGACAACUAUUACAAAACUGAAAACUCUGAAUUCUGUUGCGAAAUCUGUCAUAAUGAGGAAAAACUCGCCACCAAGACGUCUGCACAAAAAGCUGUCCUUCAACGAUCGAUGAGCGAUGAAGAAAGGACGGCUAGCCUAAAGACUUUUACUGAUGGACCUGAUGAAUUUAGUGCGGUAUUUGAAACUGCAUUAGAAAACGCUGACAUAGAAAAAAUACAGACGCUAGGUAAAGAGUAUAACUCAGUAAGAUCAGAUUUCUUUCGUAGUCAGAUUAAGUCUAGCGAAUCCAGCGAUUCCGGUACAGACGAUAAAGAAGAAGAAUCUCCUGAUUUACCCAAAAGUUUGCCGCCCCCGUUAAAGAAAUUAGUGAUUCGGUAAUUAGUGCACAAAUAAGUUUCUAAUCUUAUGUUCCCCUUUGUAUUUCUUAACUUUUUGAGACUGUAGUCCUGAGGAAAUCGCUCAUGGAAGUUUUCUUGGCCUAUAUCUAGACUGUAUAGAGUUAUUCCUAAUAUAUUUAAUUUGUUCUUUAUUAUGGCAAAUUUCAUCUAGUACUUUUUAAAAUACAUGCUCUUUAUUUUUCUAAUCGUACGUUCUCGUUCGUAUUCCCAAACUUUCUUGACUUGUAAUCCUGACGAAAUCGCUUAUGAAAGAUAUAGAAGUAUCUCUAGUGCGUUGAAAAGAUUUCUAAUAUGUAUCUUCAUUAUUUCUGUAUUUUGACAAAAGUCUCUCUUGUACUUUUAAAAUAUAUUUAAAUUUUUUUUGUUUUCCGGUGUUUCUAAGCUUUUUGAUAUUAUAGUCCUGAGUGAUACUAUAGUAUAGUAUUGAGUUAUCCUCAAUAUCUCGAUUUUGUUCUUUAUUAUGAUAAAUUCCAUCUAGUAUUUUUUUAAAUUAAUCUAUUUUGCAUUUGUUACAAGCUACUUAAACUUUUUGGAAUGAGUAGUCCUAAAAAACUCGCUUAUGGAAUUUGUUUAAAAUGUAAUGGAAACAGAAGAAAACAGAAGAGAAUAUAUUCUACAUUGUUUCUUCACUUAAGUACAAUUUGUUGGCCGCCUAAUCAAUGAUUUUUUCACAGGAAAGAAUAUUUUCAUUAGUAUAACCAAUAUCGUGGCGUAUUCACACAAUAACUCAAUAUUUAUAAUUAAAAAAUGACCAGUAGUUCAAAUGUCACAACAAAUAUUUCUAUUUCCAUACAUGUUGAUCUAACUUUAACUGAGCUUAAACUAAAGUUUUUACAUUUAAAUUUAUCUGUGGUAAUUUGACUUUUAGUUAAAAAAUAAGUAUAUUACUGAUUUAUUGAAAAAUCUUUUGGAAAAUUUAUAAUUUUAAAAUAAUUUUACAUUUUUGACGCACAGAAUUUUCUGAAGUAAAAGUUUUUUGGCAUAUUUAAUGGUAUAACGUGCAUUAAUGGUUGAAUUAGGCAUAAGAUGUCAUUAUAUAGCCACACAUGCGACCCCUGUCAGUUAAAGUGCGAACUACCAAAAACAUGCGUUGCUGUUUUUAAAUAUAUAUGUCUAGUUCAUCACUUAGCGUAGUUUACCGCUAUUUAUGCUAUUUUUAUCAUGAUUUAUUUUACAAUACUCUCGUUUCCGCUUUAAUUAUAUCGAAAAUAUGCCAAUUUCAAAACAAUUUUAAAUAACUAUCGGCAAAAAUCAAAGUUCUAUAUUUUUUAGCUAAUUAAGGCAUAUAUAUCAGAUGUAUACAACAAAUAUUGUGGAACUUGUUGUCCAAUGUGCUAUCGUUGCUUGGAUGAAAUAUUGUUUAUACUGUAUUACUAUUAACUAACUAACUUUAACCUUUAAUUGUGGCAUAUUCCCAUUUAAAUAAUAAUUACUUUAAUAUGCCACAAGAAAAUAGCUUCAGAACAAUACUUAUACAGGAGUCACAGUUAUCCGGACCCAAGUUAAUAAGAUGAUUUAAGUAAAAUACAGGAAAUCAGUGGUCCUCAAACUGUUUAAAAGCAACAGUAACCCAUUUUUGAGCCUAUUUCCGGUUAAUACGUUUAAUAUUUUUUGGAAUUUCGUAUUUUGAUCUAUUUUUUGAGAAUAUUAAGAGUUUAGUUCGAUUAUUAGCCUAGAUUUUCUAGAAUUAACACUGUAUUGACAUUUUUAUAUAUAUUUUAUACGAGAUUAUUUAUCAAAAAUGGCGCGAUAUUCUCGGAAUAUUUUUUGUAACUAAAUAUUCAAUUAUUUGUCUUACUUAAGUGCAAAUACACUUUAGUAUGACGUAUUAGCUGUCUCGAAUCAACACAGUCAGUGGCUAUCAAAAUGUUAUAACGCAAAACCAAUGCGGAGAUAAUUCAGCAGCUGAUUUUUGCAUAAAUAGGUUAAUAAAUUCCUGCUAGUGCAAUUUAAGGGAAAAUGAGUAUGUAAUAUUACACAGCAUUUCAUCUGCAAGUAAUUUUAAUCGUUUUUAGACUUACACAAAUUUCUAGAAGGUCACAUUUUUAGUAGGAUGUAAAUAUUGACUUCUCUGGAGUAAAAACUUACAUCUAUUGAUUCUCUCAUGCUGAAAGGCAAAGAACCACAAAUUCUGUCAGAGUAACAAGCGUUGGAAGACGUUGAUCUCAUGACAUACAAAUAGAUGAAUGCUGCAAAGCUAUCUGGCAUCUAUACUCUGUUUUUUAACGAGGAGGAGUAAACCAAAAAGACAGAUUCACACUCAAGAAAAUUACUAGAAAAGUCACCAAAUACAUCUUCUUUUUUUGUUGAUUAUCACGGCCUUGCGGUAAUCGAGUAAUCAAUAUUGGACAACCUCACACGUCAAUUUUAACCGAACUUUGUUUAUUUAUGUUUGAAUAAUAAAAUAAUUUUUUUAAAUUCACUUCCAAUAUAUAUACAUUCCAAUAUACCUAUUACAAUAAAAAAAAGGACGUUUUUCACAUUUGGUCCCAUGUAUAUAUUAUUUAAAUAUCGGGUGAUCCAGUUUUAUAGAUCUCUUAAGUCUAUGGUAUUUAAUUAUAAUUUAGAGAAUAUUUUUAUCGGGAGUCAAUAAUGUUACAGAUCUAAGUAUGUUUUUUCUCAGAAAUUUGUCUUUUAAUAGUAGACCAUAUUCUUAUUCUGGUAUUCUAGUAGAAAAUUCAGAUACGGCUAUUAAUUUAAGCAGUAUAUAUCCGGUUUUAUUGCAGAUAUGGCUACGAAACUCAGGUAGAUUUGUAGAAAAGAUUACUAACUAACGCGUGGGACAUCAAACUCGUUUUUAAUAAAAAUUGCAGUUACGCCCUUUUGAGUUAACACGGCAGAAUAGGGGGUCUACGACUUCGAAUCUUUUUUUUUGAGAUUGUCCCAUAGAUGCUCUAUAGGAUUCAUAUCCGGACUGUGAGGUGGCCACUCUAAUAAUGGUAUAUCAACAUCAUUUAGGUAGCCAAUAACCUGUCGAGCCAGAUGAGGACGAGCGUUGUCUCAUGAAUAAAAAAUUAGGUCCAAGAAACGGAUCAAAAGGCAUUACGUGUUCGACAAUAAUGUUGUCUAAGUAAUAAUGGGCAUUCAUAUACCUCGUACGUAUGGGGACCCACUCCGUACGAGCUUCAAAACAAAUUCCCCCAAAACAUUGUAGAGCCACCUCCAAAAGGUACUGUAGGAGAGAUAUUGCAGCUGGCAAAUGUUUCUCCUCGCCUUCGCCAGACACGCUCACGACCAUCUGGAGCUUUUAGGCUUACUCUAGUCUCAUCGGAGAAAAAAACUCGUUUCCAAUCAUCGAUGGUCCAAUUUUGAUCCAAUCGCUCAUGGAAGUUUUCUUGACCUAUCUCUAGAUUGUGUAGAGUUAUCCUCAAUAUCUCGAUUUUGUUCUUUAUUAUGAUAAAUUCCAUCUAGUAUUUUUUUUAAAUUGAUCUAUUCUGCAUUUGUAAUACAAGCAAAAUCUUACAAAAUUCAAUAUCUGAACCCUGUGUUCUCUGGCAAGCAAGGGUUUUGUGGCCGGUUUCCUGUUGCUCAAUUCUGCUUCUUCUAACUGUUCGAGACGAUAUCGCGACAUUUCGAACAUAUGCUAUUUCAUUUUUUAGCAAAUUACUGGUGACUCUCUUAUCUCUGAGAGCACGUUGUCUCAAAAAACGAUCAUGAAUUUGAUAAGUGCAACGUUUUCGCCCUUGCCCUGGUCUUCGAUGGUACGACCCUGUUUCAUUAUAUCACCUCACCUUGCGACUGAUGCUGGAAUGAUGUCUUUAUAACAAAUCUGCAACGUAUCGCAAUGAAUAUUAAUCAUCUAGGAGAGUCAAUGCUCGCACUGCUUCCUCCAUUGACAAAUUUCUUUCGCGGUUCAUUCUUUCAUUUGAUUUUUAUGCAAAUGAACUUCCAAACAUGCAUGUGAUGAAAAAUAUCACAAUAAAAAGCUUGUUUCUCACAAGAACUUUGCUUUAAUCGGCACUUUUUAUGAAAAUUUUAACUCAAUUUUAGCCUAAAACGAAGUUUAAUACAAAUUAUUGUUAAAACAAGACUAUUAUUAGCUUAUAUAACAACUGUCACUGUCAAACAAGGUCCAUAGGCAACCUGUCGUACAGUAAAUUAUCAAUAAAUACAGAUUAUUGAGAAAAAUAUGAGUGGUGCGUUAAUUUUGUCUAGGGGUAUACUUUUAAACCUGUUAUUUUACCUGCAAGUUCCUCAAUCGCCACGUGAUCUAUCUAUUUAUAGUAUAUAUCUGAAAAUAUGCCUUUAUUAAUUUGUUACCAAAAUUAAAAUCUCGCUAUUCUAGUUAAACAUUGGAAGAUCUGUAUUUUUUUAGUGUAUAUAAUGUGGUCAUUCUACAUGUAAUACUAAACUCCCAUCCUUUUUGUUUUCAAAGACACUUUAACUAAAAAACCGAAAUGUCUUUCGUUUUAAAUAUUUUCUAAUAUUUUUGAGUACAUAUGACGAUUUUUGUGUUAAGACUGUACCUAUAGAGGGCCACGCUGAGAUUUGGCGACAAAAAAAACCACAAUAAUAGUUAGUUUUUAUUAUAUAAAAACGUACACCUACAUUGUUACUUAAACAGACUAUAGAAAGAAUAAAAUAAAAUAUAAAUGACUAUAGAUUAGUAAUUUUAGUUGAGAGGUCGUUGUCUUAAAAGAUAUCUAAUUUGUUUUGCGACAGAAUACUUACUUUCAAUUUAAUUUUUACAAAACCAGUGCAUUUUUAAUAAGUAUCAACAAUUUGAAUAUUUGACUUGAUUUUUCAAGACAACUGACGUAUCAAACAGACGAGUUGAUCACCUUGUAUGUACAAACACGCCCUCUACGAACAGCUUGUGAUACAAUUCUUGUGGCAUUGAUAUAUUUAAUUAAAUGUUAACCAAUUUUAAAUGUUUUACCAUUGAAAUUUUAUUUGACCUCUGCGAUUGGAAAUUGUGUACCUUCGAUGCCAUAAAAAUGAUUUUAUUUAAUUGAUGUUAUGAAAUAUAUUUUUCUAUACCU